Molecule: messenger RNA, 2115 nt
Organism: Pangasianodon hypophthalmus (striped catfish)
Lineage: Eukaryota; Metazoa; Chordata; Actinopteri; Siluriformes; Pangasiidae
Product: tubby protein homolog
Exons: 13
Coding region: 353-1978 (541 amino acids)
Biological process (GO): protein localization to cilium
Cellular component (GO): cilium
Source: RefSeq, a predicted model, not a curated record
UGUAGCCAAGGAAGGACAGCCAGCCUCACACGACUCAUGUUUAGACCUGCUUCUUUAGUCUUUCUUUUUUUUUCUUCCUGACUGUGUAUCAGACUAUUUAAAUUACUCCACACCAGUAUCUUUGGCUCUUCCGUGUAAACCUACACUACACAUUUAAUUGGAUAACAGCUGUAUUCUUUAGUACUUUCCAGUACAGGCUCGAAGCGGAGGAGUAAGAUGGAGCUGAAGGGAGAGAAUCAAACAUGCGUCGUAUUUGACUUGGUUUGACACAUAUUGUGCCUCAGCAGUGUGUAAGAAUCUUCCAUUACAUGUUUGUGGAUUAAACAAAACAGCAUCUUCACAACAAAUAAAAAUGGAGGACCGUGAGAUAUGGCAACAGAAGCUUGACAAACAGCGAACACUUUUGAUGAAGAAGCAGCAAAAAAGAAGAGCUAAUAUUCAGAUGAUUACGGCAAAUCAUGAUGCUCGACCAAAGAACCGUAGGCAGAAAUCUGCAGCUGAAGACACAGCUCUGUUAAUCAGUCAGUCUCAAAGCAACACCUCCUUAAAUGACACUCAGCCAGAGCAGGGCUAUGAUAACAUGCUUGAAGAGAUCAAUCUUGAUGAAAUGACCGUUUCAUCUCCAAUGAUACCAGAGGACACAAUGCCACCGGUUCCACCUAUGAUUAAGACAAUUGACCUGGAUACAGAUAAUCAAACAACUCCCAAACACAUACCAAACACACCCAAUCAAUCAGAGGAGAAGAAAAGUACGAAAAAAAUUGUUAAGAAGACUCAAGCUAAAUUGCCUGAGCAUGAUGCUGGAGAAGGACAAGAAAAGCAAGACAAGAAAACAUUGAAGAAAAAGGAAAAGAACAAGACAGAGAAAGUGCAAACAGUUGAGACUGAUUCAGUGGUGGAGUUCAACAUUAUGGAGGAAAACAAAACUGAAAUAGAGAGUGAGGAUGAACAAAAAGGCUGGUCAAAGAGUCCAGUGCCUCCUACACCAAAGAAAAAACAACUUUUAUCUGCUUCAGCACAUCUAAAUGACUCUGAAGAUGAAACAGAAGUCAAGGAGAAUAAGAAGGAAAAUCCAAAAACACAGAAAAAGCCCCCAAAACCUAUGAAGAAUGAUUAUGAUCUUGCUUCAUUAAAUUCUAACUAUAGACGGUUCUCUUCAGAAAGUGACUCAUCAGACAUGGGAAAGUCCUCACCAGUGUCUUUAGAGGAUCUAGAACAGUUUGCUCUUCGUCCUGCGCCAAGAGAUGUGACUAUUCAGUGUAGAAUCACCAGAGACAGGAGAGGAAUGGAAAGAGGAAUCUAUCCUACAUAUUACCUCCACAUGGAGAAAGAGGAUGGGAAGAAAGUCUUUCUCAUGGCUGGAAGAAAACGUAAGAAGAGUACAACUUCAAAUUAUCUGAUCUCCAUUGAUCCUACUGAUUUAUCCCGAGAUACAAGCAACUAUAUAGGAAAACUAAGGUCAAAUGUUUUAGGGACUAAAUUCACUGUAUACGAUAAUGGAGAGAAUCCAGACAGGAAGCCAUUUGUAAAGGAGACCGAAUCACUUCGACGAGAGCUUGCAGCAAUAUGUUAUGAAAAAAAUGUGCUGGGUUUUAAAGGCCCCAGAAAAAUGACAGUGAUCAUUCCUGGCAUGCAGGAGAAUGAUGAAAGAGUCUGUAUUCGUCCAAAAACUGAGCUUGAAUCUCUUCUCACUCGUUAUGAAAAUGGUAACAAAGAGAAUUUAGUUUGCCUUGUGAACAAAUCACCGACCUGGAAUGAGCAGACGCAGUCUUAUGUGCUCAACUUCCAUGGACGUGUUACACAGGCAUCUGUCAAGAACUUUCAGAUUGUUCAUCCUGACAAUGAGGACUACAUUGUUAUGCAGUUUGGAAGGGUGGCAGAAGAUGUGUUCUCCAUGGACUACAGCUUUCCCUUGUGUGCACUACAAGCUUUUGCCAUCACUUUGUCCUCAUUUGAUGGCAAACUUGCUUGUGAAUAAAUACACAGUUUUAAAUUAGAUUAGUUCUUUUUUAAUUGCUGGUACCACUUCUGUUGACCUAUAGUCAAAGUUCUUUACUUAUUGAUGUAAAAGUUUAGUUAUUUAUGUAUUCUUUACAAUACAGCGUAUAAUAUAUU